AUGGGGUACUAUAUCGAUACUUGUUGUUACGCGAGGGCCUCGGACGCCCUCCCACACGCCAUCGAGGACAUGGUUGCUAGGCUCAACGAGUUGCGCCACUGCGUCCAGAGCUUGGAGAAGAAGGUUGCCAUACCAGCUUUGACUGAGGAGGUCAGGCUGGACGAGGAGGCGUACUUGGACCUGGAAGCCUUCUAUUCACUCUGGGACACCCGCUUCGGACACGAGGGCAGUCAGGGCGCAACGGAGUAUUCAAUCGAUUCCACCUCUCUCAACCAUCAAGGGCGCACUACCCCUACACAUACCCAGAAGGACCGAUAUAAUUCCCCUUAG
This is a messenger RNA of Xylaria bambusicola, 330 nucleotides long. RefSeq lists its product as uncharacterized. Lineage: Eukaryota; Fungi; Ascomycota; Sordariomycetes; Xylariales; Xylariaceae. The coding region runs from base 1 to 330 and encodes 109 amino acids. The transcript has 2 exons. The record is from RefSeq and is a predicted model, not a curated record.